Molecule: messenger RNA, 2323 nt
Organism: Tinamus guttatus (white-throated tinamou)
Lineage: Eukaryota; Metazoa; Chordata; Aves; Tinamiformes; Tinamidae
Source: RefSeq, a predicted model, not a curated record
AUGUGGCAUAUCCGAGUUGCUAAUGCUGGCACUAUUUUCAGCGCUGUCGUCUCUCCCGCCAGGUCCUGCAUCCUCAGCGAGGUGUCCACGCGCUCCCGCUCCAAGCUGCCUUCGGGGAAGAACGUGCUCCUGCUGGGUGAAGAUGGAGCAGGUAAAACGAGCUUAAUAGGAAAAAUUCAAGGAAUAGAAGAAUACAAAAAAGGAAGAGGAAUGGAGUAUUUGUAUUUGAAUGUGCACGAUGAAGAUCGAGAUGAUCAAACAAGAUGUAAUGUGUGGAUCUUGGACGGUGACCUAUAUCACAAAGGUCUUCUUAAAUUUGCAAUGGAGGCAAGCUCUCUAAAGGACACUCUGGUUAUGCUGGUAGUAGACAUGUCUAGGCCUUGGACUGCACUGGAUUCUUUACAAAAAUGGGCAAGUGUUGUAAGAGAGCACAUCGACAAGUUAAAAAUUCCUCCUGAAGAAAUGAAAGAAAUGGAACAAAAGUUGGUAAGAGACUUCCAGGAAUAUGUAGAACCAGGCGAGGAUUUUCCAGCUUCUCCACAGAGAAGAAAUACUUCAUUACAGGAAGACAAAGAUGACAGUGUGAUUUUACCCCUGGGUGCAGAUACACUAACAUGUAACUUAGGCAUUCCAGUAGUAGUAGUUUGUACAAAGUGUGAUGCCAUCAGUGUGCUGGAAAAGGAGCAUGACUACAGGGAUGAACACUUUGACUUCAUUCAAUCACAUAUCCGACGGUUUUGCUUACAAUAUGGGGCAGCACUUAUUUACACUUCAGUAAAGGAAAACAAAAACAUUGAUUUAGUAUAUAAAUAUAUAGUUCAGAAAUUAUAUGGAUUUCCUUUCAAUGUUCCAGCUGCUGUUGUGGAAAAAGACGCUGUAUUUAUUCCUGCAGGUUGGGAUAAUGACAAGAAGAUAGGAAUAUUGCAUGAAAACUUUCAGACGCUAAAAGUGGAAGACAGUUUUGAAGAUAUCAUAACAAAGCCACCAGUCAGGAAGUUUGUUCAUGAAAAGGAAAUUGUAGCAGAAGACGACCAAGUAUUUCUUAUGAAACAACAGUCGCAGCUGGCGAAACAACCACCUGCAGCAGGAAGACCAGUGGAUGCCUCACCAAGAGUUCCUGGAGGGUCUCCUAGGACACCAAAUAGAUCCGUAACAUCCAAUGUUGCCAGUGUUACACCUAUCCCUACUGGGUCGAAAAAAAUUGAUCCCAAUAUGAAAGCUGGAGCUACUAGUGAAGGAGUCCUGGCCAACUUCUUCAAUAGUCUGCUGAGUAAGAAAACUGGUUCCCCCGGUGGCCCCGGUGGUGUUGGUGGCAGUCCUGGAGGAGGUGGCACUGGAGGUCCUGGGAGCAAUUUACCACCAUCAGCAAAAAAGUCAGGCCAGAAGCCAGUUCUAACAGAUGUGCAGGCAGAAUUGGACAGAAUUUCACGAAAACCUGAAAUGGUCUCUCCUACAACACCUACAUCUCCUGCAGAAGGUGAAGCCUCCUGAAGACACCAAAUAGAAGCAAUUGUUCAGUUUUUGGGAUAAAUUCAAACUUGCCUCGGCCUCUUCCUUCAGUGACUGGAACUAAAGAGCUGAAACUUUUUUUUUCUUUUCAGAGAACACAAGCAGUUGAUGUCUCUCAUAUGCGUUGCCCAGCUUUACAAAAAGGAGCCGUACAGACUGAAAACAGUAUCACACCACGUAGGACUACUGCUCACAGUGCAGCGAUAGUAAAUUUUUUUUCAGGGUUUUGUUGGAAAGUCGGUGUAAUUCUGUAAAUUUGAAAAUGUGUCCACUUUACCUGAAGUUAGAGGUUGUUUAGAUUGGGAAAACUGAUACACACCACAGGCACUUAAUUUAUAUUGAUCUCCUGACCUGUUAGUCAAGUUUAAUACCAUCUUAAAUAGAUUAACCUCUAAAGGUGAGAACUACUCUGAGUUUUAUGGAAGAGAAAAUGAUAAAUUGCACAAAACUGUAACAGCAACAACAAUAAAGUCCAAAUAUAUUUGAACACUUCAUUUGGAAUAUGGUUGCAAAUCUGUUUCCUCUCCCUUUAUACUGAAAAAAAAAAAAAUCCAAGAAACUCAUUUCAGAAUGCAAGACCUGAAAUUAAUGGCCGGCCUGAUUUUUUUGAUUAAUUUCAGACACUGAAAAAAAAAAUGUAUAAAUAAAAAGCGGAGGUUAAAUGUACAGAUUAUCGGUAUCCAGAUUUGUCUAUAUAUGUGGCUCAGCCUUAAUAUCCCCCUUUUGUUUCUCACACUAGUUAUGGUUUAAAAUUGGUCAUCAGAACUGUAAUCUGUUAAUAAAGUAUUCUCUGCAUUCAAAUUUAAAUAACUUU